AUGGACGAAAACUUAGCCCGAUAUAACCCGAAUCAAGAGAGGAUGUUCCGUGAAUUGCAUCAACCUGAAUAUUGCAGAACAACAGUAAUCGGCCUUCGUCUUCCUGUGAGAUCAACAAAUGAAUCUCUUCAUCAUUCACUUUUACCUAAAACUAAAGACUCCGCAAUAAUACAGGAAAGGAUUCAGAGUGGGAAGGCAAAAAAGACGGAGGCGGGGGCAUGUGACGUAGAUGCGAGAAAGCUGCGUUCGGACACAAUACCUCGCAAAGGGAAAGAGGAGUUGUGA
Protopolystoma xenopodis is the source of this 285-nucleotide messenger RNA. NCBI's taxonomy places the organism in Eukaryota, Metazoa, Platyhelminthes, Monogenea, Polystomatidea, Polystomatidae. The record is from the annotation of a GenBank genome assembly.